This is a messenger RNA of Necator americanus (New World hookworm), 351 nucleotides long. RefSeq lists its product as uncharacterized. The record is from RefSeq and is a predicted model, not a curated record. Lineage: Eukaryota; Metazoa; Nematoda; Chromadorea; Rhabditida; Ancylostomatidae. Bases 1 to 351 code for a protein of 116 amino acids. The transcript has a single exon.
AUGAGAAGAUGGGGUCCAACACCAGCUUUGACUAUCUUCGUCGCUUACGCUCCAAUAUCAAGCUACGAAAAAGAAGAAGUCGAAGCUUUCUAUAUGGACCUAGAGAAGUUCUACCGAGAAGAUCAUGCCUUCUACAAGGUCAUAAUUGGCGAUUUCAACGCCAAAAUUGGCCCAAGAAGAACGCCGGAGAAACUUCAAAUCGGGACCAACGGCCUACAAUGGAAUGACCAGGGGGAGAGGCUCUCCGAGUUCAUCAUGACGACUAAGACCAUAGUGACUCGCAAUUCCAGAAGCCCUCCUCUCUACGCUGGACGUGGGAGUCACCCGGCGGAGGGUACCGUAAUGAAAUAG